AUGGAAGCAAGGAAUCGCAAACAACGUCGUGCAGCUGCCUCAUCCUCCAAUAAAGAUGAGCCCGAAAUCACCUACGCCCAACCCCCACGCAACGGUCCAACCAAAAACAAAGCGACCGUCGAGAAAACCCUAUAUGACAUCAUUGCAGAGAGACAAAAUGGUCUCAAUCAAUCGAACCCCUCAUCAACAAUACCGGAAGGAUCCAAAAUCAUACCUGAGUCAGUGGGAACCCGCUUCGUGACAGUCGAUGACGCCGGAAACCUGGUCGACACAGACGGCGACAUCAGCAACCAUCUAUCCGCCCAUGGUCCCCCAAAGAAAGGCCCCAAAUCCGCAGGCGGCACCGCGAAGACCACCAAAGAUGAUGAAUCCGAAAUUAUUAUCGACAAGCCGCUCCCUCCAUUCCUCGACACAAUCCUCCUCUCCCUCCCGCUGACAACACUCCACCUCACGCUCGGCUACAUAGCAGCCCACCAAUACGCUGAAAGCAUAGAUCUACCCAAACUCUUCAAGGAUUCUGUGACAACUGCGUUUCCACUCCUCACUCUGUUCGUUCACCUCGCCCACGGCCAUAUCAUCUCUUUCAAAUCAAAGCCAAGCUCCAAGACACUGGCCGAGCCAUCUCUCUUCCCAUUGACAAGUGACAAACUUACCUUUUCAUUCUUCCGAAAAUUGGUUUUCCCGCCAGCGCUACGGACUUUUGUUUUCCUUCCCGUGGCUGUCGUGCUGGGCGCCCAUCUUAUCGCGAUCACGAAUGGGGAGCCGUAUUAUGCUGUUAUGAAGAAAGCACCUGCUGUUGGCACUAUUUGGAUAUGGUCAAUCCUGGAGUUAUCAUUUGGUGCUGCUGUUAUUGGCGCGUUAGGGCCUUUGGCUUGGGGGCUCUGGUGGAUGGGGUAUGGGAUUUUUUAA
This is a messenger RNA of Penicillium arizonense, 909 nucleotides long. RefSeq lists its product as uncharacterized. The record is from RefSeq and is a predicted model, not a curated record. Bases 1 to 909 code for a protein of 302 amino acids. The transcript has a single exon. Lineage: Eukaryota; Fungi; Ascomycota; Eurotiomycetes; Eurotiales; Aspergillaceae.